Molecule: messenger RNA, 838 nt
Organism: Corylus avellana
Lineage: Eukaryota; Viridiplantae; Streptophyta; Magnoliopsida; Fagales; Betulaceae
Source: RefSeq, a predicted model, not a curated record
CCCAUUAUAAAUACCACUUUCCCGCUAGUGCAACACACACCUCACCAAAAGUCACAACCCAACUUUCCCUGCAAAACUCACAAGCACAAAAGAAGGAUGAAAAUGCAGCCCAAGAUUUCCCAUUUCACUCUCUUCCUUCUCUUCUUGAUCACUACUUCAACUUCCAUAGCAUACAACACUGGUGGUGGUGGUGGUGGAAGAAAGGUUCAAUCUCCGGAAAUGUCUUCUAUGCCCAACGGUGGGACGGGGACCCCGACUGGUGCCACUGGCUCCGGCCAUGGCCCCAAUUGGGACUACCGAUGGGGGUGGGGAUCGGGUCCUGGAAGCGGAUGGGGUUAUGGUUCAGGGUAUGCCCGGUCUCCCAACGGAUUUGGAGGCGGCUUUGGCUUUGGUUCUGGUUCUGGUUCUGACUCAGGCUCAGGCUCGGGUUCUGGAGGUGGUGGUGCUCAAGAUGGUGGGCAUGGUUUUGGAACUGGUUAUGGAAGCUCGGGAAAUGGCGGCUCUGGUGGAGGAAAUGGUGGCUCGGGUGGCGACGGGAAUCACUCGCCACCGGAGUCUAAGGACAAGAGGAACCAUGGUUGAAUGUGUUGCAUGGCUUUUAGAUAUAUGAUGAUUUUACAUGGUGUGUAUGCUAUAUAUAUAUACAUAUAUAUAUAUAUGCCAUAGUGGUAUGACAUAUUAUGUAGUUUCAAUUGCAAUUAAGCUCCCCUCUCUCUCUUGAAUAUAGUUUCCAUGCUAGGGAAUUAAGUACUCUUAAUUAACUUGAGGGAUAUUGUUCUAGGGAUUAAAGCUCAAAAGUUUAUGCAAAUUUAUGAACAACAUUUACCUCCUUAGCUAA